Molecule: messenger RNA, 459 nt
Organism: Lathyrus oleraceus (garden pea)
Lineage: Eukaryota; Viridiplantae; Streptophyta; Magnoliopsida; Fabales; Fabaceae
Exons: 1
Coding region: 1-459 (152 amino acids)
Source: RefSeq, a predicted model, not a curated record
AUGAAGCGUCUUGGCUUGCAAGAAAUUCCCUUGUCUCCUCCUAUGGUGGUUACUACUGCCAUGGAUAAUGUGGUUGAGACACCAUUGAUUUGUGAAAAUUGUUCGCUCUCGGUGAAUGGUAGAAAUUUCCAGAUUGAUCUUAUUUAUUUACCACUUAAGAAGGUUGAUGUGGUUUUGGGGAUGGAUUGGCUUUCCGCCAAUUCGGUGUUUAUUGGAUGUGAAGAUAAGUUGAUUAUCAUUCCAUCUAGUGAAAUUGCUCCAAAGGAUGUGCUAACUACUAUCUUGGAAGGUACGAUUGGCAUGGUUAAUUUCUUAUUUGAGAAUGAAAAGUCAGUUCUCUUGGUUCUUACCACAGAAUAUAGCGAUAAUCUGAGUGUUACACAAAUCCCUUUUGUUUGUGAAUUUCCGGAAGUUUUUCCUGAGCAUGUCACCUCUCUUCCUCCUGAAAGGGAAGUGUAA